Molecule: messenger RNA, 3181 nt
Organism: Caenorhabditis angaria
Lineage: Eukaryota; Metazoa; Nematoda; Chromadorea; Rhabditida; Rhabditidae
Source: the annotation of a GenBank genome assembly
AUGAACAAUAUCGCUUGCAAAAUAAUACGUACGUGGCGAUACGUUGCGGCCUUUUCUCUUGUUUUUCUCGUUUUUGACGAGUCAUUGAUAAUUAUUCGCGUUCGGAAAAUGGUGAGUUAACAAAAUAAGAAUUCAAAAAACGGUAUUGUUUUCAGAUUUCUUUUCUACAGUAAGCCUACAACAGAUGUUUCGCCUCAACUGGAACUACGGUAAAUAAUUACAGGGUGGUCGCGAAUUACCCGUACAAACCAAUUUUUUCUAUUACCCGCUCAAAUUUUAUUUCAAAAACUUCCUAUCUUGUUUCGGUGGCACUAAUUAUCAAGUUUUACAUAUUUUAACGAUAAUAUUCCAAGACUCAUAGAGAUUCUUCUUGUUUGGGCCAAGUUAGAGAGGUUGGCCGGGACGAUACAAAACAAAAAAACACGAUUUUUUGUACGCACUUUUUUUUUCUAUUAAUUUUUCUACUUUGGCUCCUGAAAUUGAAACAAUAUGGGCAUUUCAGAAGCAUAGCUGAAUUUCCAAGUGUUUUUUGGGUUUGAAAAAGGGUAUUACCCUCUUUAUAAAAUCCCGUAGGUAUGCAUUCUGAUUAUAAAUUUAUUCGCACAUUUUUUCACCAUUUUUUUCACAUUUCUUCAGAAAUUUUAAAAAUCAUACCUAGCGGAUAUAGGAAAAUGCUUCGACCGGGAAUCGAACCCGUCAAAAAUGCUCUGAUCACAAGGCAAAGUCACGUACCACUUGACCAUGAAUGCCUACGUGAAAGCCUGUUUAAUUCUUUAAUUUAUAAAUGAUCAUUUUAGAAAAGGGAAAAAAUGAUUUUUCUUUGAAAUUUUGAAUUUUUGAGGAUUUAUACAACUGUUUCGCCUAGGGGCACCGCCCCUAGUUCCACAAGAUAAAACCCUCUUGAAAAUUUUAUGAGAUCAUUUCUAGGCUUGUUUUGAAUAUCCACUGUUUUUCACAACAAAUUUGAUAAGUGGUGCCAAAAUCAGAAAUGUUGUGAAGCAUAUGAGAUAUCAGAGCCAAAUAGUGAAAACAGGUCUACUAGGGACAUUUUGCACAAAAAAUACCAAAAAUUUGUUACACACCCUGAUAGUUGACAAGAAAAAUCAUAAAAAUCGUGUUUUUGAGUUGAAAAUUCGGUUUUGAGGGGUCCAGCUUACUGUUUCCUAUUCUUGUUAGAGAACAUUUCUGGACAUGCCCUUCAGAAAUCAAACACAUCUAGGGAUAAUCUUCGAAUUCUAUUCUAGAAACAUAUAACUUCAAACCCCACAUGUAUAGAAAAAUCAUGAUCUUUUUGAAAAAAGCUGCGUGCCUGAAGUGAAUUUUUGAAACUCAUUCUCGAUAGUUCAGCUACCACAUGACUGAAUUAUAUCAGAAGUAUCUAUGUCAAAAUGAUGAAGAUAAUAUCUGGGAAGGCUUUUUAAAACCAAAAAUCAUGUCUACAUUCCCUGUUCAAAUAUGACUACAAAUUGAAUUUGUACGGGUAAUUCGCGACCACCCUGUAAUUCUUCUAGCUGAUCUAAGGCGCUGUUGCAGAUUAGUUUCUCCCCCGGGAGAAAUGGGGAGAAAGAGGAGAAAAGUGGUGCAGAAACGCGGGGAGAAAGAGGAGUUUCUGCCCUUUCUCCUCCUACAGUAUCUGACUCAUCGUGUCGAGACCCAUUUAUCGAAUAUCCGUAUUUCGAUUCGGUUAAAGGCGCAGAGAUUUUCCAGGAAUGGUCUCGCCACGCUACGUUUUGGGAGAAAGGCAGGAACACCUCUUUCUCCCCGCGUUUCUGCACCACUUUUCUCCUCUUUCUCCCCAUUUCUCCCGGGGGAGAAACUAAUCUAAAUAGUCCAGUAUAUCUACAUACAAAAUUGAUCACUUAAUUGGGUCACGCGAUCAAUUUUUAUUUUGGAUUUCUAAAAAGGCUCAUCAAAUCAAGAUGUGAUUUAUUUUAUUUUAAACGUGACCUAUUUAUUUUGAAUGAAGCGGGCACUCAAUUGAGAUCAUUCUCUAUUUUACUAAAAAUACGAAAUGCCGGUUCGAAAAGUUCUGUUCUUAAUAUUCGAUUUCUGCUAACAUUCAGAUGGAUUUUUAUUUUGAUCAUGUGGAAAGUUGGAGUGGACCGUUUAACAAUCUCUUAAAUAAUAAAAUUUUCAAUUUUUGUGUUGAAAUUCAACUUAAAAUUCAGAUGGUGCCGCUACGCCCAAAUUUUAGUCGAAACCUUUUAGAAUUCUGUGAUAGAAAAAUAUCAAUCUGAAAUGAACUAAAACACGACGUAAUAAUGUCAUUUUUUUUUGCAAAAUUGCGCUUGGAAAAUUAGCAAAAAAAAAUAUCGCCUUCGAAAUUCAGCUUCUGCAUGCGGCAUUGUCAGAAAAAAUGUUGUUUGUUUCUGAAGUUUCAGUUUUUUGUCAUUUCUUCUAUUUUUGGAACCGAAAAUCACCGCCGUAUUCAAUUUAACGGCACUCGAUUAAAAAUAGGUUUUUCUCCAUUUCUUGAUAAUUUUUAAAACGUCAAAAUUCGACGAGCAUUUCUGAAAAGCCCAACAAAAAUUUCAAAAUUCAAAAUUAAUCGCGUGACCCAGAUCGGUGAUCAAUUUUCUCAGCGAUGAGCGCUGUAGCCUGACUGUACAAAUUACGUUAGUACAUUGAACAAAAACGGGAGGAUGAACAUUGCACAUCCGAAUCAUCCGUUUAGCUACAAAGUAGCUACAUAAUAACAACGGCGUAGCUACGGAUUCAAAAUAAUAGAGAAUGGCCAUUUUAUUCCCGUCUGUAGAUUCUGUAGCUACAGCGGACAUACGCUGUACCUAUAAUUUCUUCUCUCGUUGUGCGACGUUUGGCAGCUCUCUCCAGUGUGCGUACUAACGAUUUAGCGAUGAAUACGCACUGGUGGUGGGAGCUCGGCCAAAAUUUGACCAAAUUUUGACCAAAAAAAUUUUGAACAAAAUUUGGUCAAAACUGCACCCAUACCACGCCCAGGGGUUAACAAAUGCACGGCGCCAAUAUUUUUCAAAAUUUUAAUGAAAUCCACGACGCCAAAAUCUUUGCUAAGUGAGGGGAUUUUUUUUUCAUUGGCUUCAGAAUAAUUUUUUUUACAGAUUCAAUCACUAAAACGACUACGGCUCAUUUCAACUUCAAGUUCCAAGCUCGAAUGGAUCAAAAAUUCUUAUUUAUUUAUAUAUUUCAAUAUUCAUACCACUAA